Yamadazyma tenuis ATCC 10573 is the source of this 1878-nucleotide messenger RNA. NCBI's taxonomy places the organism in Eukaryota, Fungi, Ascomycota, Pichiomycetes, Serinales, Debaryomycetaceae. The record is from RefSeq and is a predicted model, not a curated record.
AAGUUUAUAUAUACCGUAACAUCCACCGAUUUUUUCUUGAAGACCUUUUUUCCUCCUGAACCGUACCUUAAGUUCUUUUUGAAAGUUAACCCAUCCAGGUAGGUUUGACAUUGCAUUCAGUUCAUCCCACUUCCACUUCAACACCACACCUGCAACCCAUCUUGUAGCACCCAGAUCUUGUCCAGCACACGCUCCUCUCCAUUUUUCCGUCAGCAUAGCGUUUUGCAGCCAUAUCAGAACCACUUUAAUUUUCCCAUUUAUUUCACCACCAGCAAAUUAUGAGUGUUGAAACUAGCAUGUACAAUAACCAAAUAGACCCUUCAUUCCAACCAGCUCAUCUCAGAUCUGGUUCGUUUAAUGAGUUAUUGAACCUGUUUAAGCAGUCGGUAUCGUCUGAGCAGACGAGGUUGAGAUCCAGAAAAAGAAGCUACAACGAUUUGAUCAGGACCGACUCAGACGCUUCUAUCGAGCCCAUCGACAAUGUCGCCAACAAGCGUUCAAAGACAGCACCCCCACAAAGCCCUUCACCAGUGUCAGCUAAAACAGUGGAAGUCAUAGAUGUUUUCGACAAGAAUACCAUCAAAAGACCUCGUUCUUUGAGCCCCAGCAAGAAAACUAGGUCUCCUACUCCCUCUUCUCCCACAUUGCACACCAGGAAAAGCAGCAAUAAGGUCACCAAGCCUCAGGUGGAGAAGACCAAAAAGUCCAAUGUGACCUUACCUAGUUUUUCCACUGUAUUACGAGAAAACGUCGAGAACCUAAAACCCAUCACUCCCACCACUUCGUUGGAUUAUUUUGACACAUAUAAGCCCAACGAUGAAAACUGGAGAUACGGCUUGUUGGACACCAUGACCAAAAAUAAAACAUACAAUAUGAACCACUAUACGGUGUCCAACAACCACGCACGACCCGUUUUUGAUUCAAAGAUUUCAAAACCCAUCUUACCUCCCAUCAGCUUCGAGCCCGAACGCAAGAUCAACUUUCCCUACGAGUCCAACUACACGUACUUGAACCAAACUUAUCUCUAUGAUGUGGAGAAAUAUCCCGAGUACUUGGAGUUGGCAGAAUCGUUGGUGCAACUAUCCAAUUCUUCCACAAUGCCAUACCACAGAGUCAGUAAGCCUGCUCAUUUCCCACCACUUUACCCUCACCAAGUGGUGGAGCCCACCAGUCCCAAGGACAACGAGGAAGCGGCCUUUGAGAGGCAACAGCGUGAACAAAGGGCUUACGAACAACAACAUUAUCAUCAACAGUAUCUUCCUCCAUACCAAUCCUCAUACCCACCUUAUCCAGCAUUCAUGGCAUCGCCAUCUGCCACCGUGGUAAACAUUCUUCCACCAUCGGCAUAUCCAACUUACAUUCCUGAACAGCCGGUGACUCCUCCAAAGAAGCACACCAAGUUCAUUCCAAUCACUCCGCCAUCAUCGAAGUCCACCAAAUCGAAAGCAGAGCCUCUUAAGUCUCCCACCAAGAAUCAUCCUCCGAGAGUGUGUAUUUCUUGUGGCUCAGACCAGUCUCCAUGUUGGAGACCAUCGUGGAGCUCGAAAGAAGGCCAGUUGUGUAAUUCCUGUGGUUUGCGUUACAAAAAGACAUCAGCUAGAUGCUUAAACAAUAGCUGCAAAAAAAUCCCUGCUAAAGGUGAAUGGUCUUUGAUGCAAACCAAGGGUGUUACCACUUUCGACGAUGGCUCUGAGGGCUACGGAUGUUUGGAAUGUGGAAAUAAGGUUGAGGUUAAAAAAUGAUACGCUUGUCUUUUUUAAGUGCAAACGUAUAUUUUAGGUUAGGGUUGGUGUUAAUGAUUUUAUGGUAAUUAGUGCAUUUUUUAUUUUCGUGAUAUUCUUCAUUUUUCUGGGUAUAAUAAACAACUUGAUGACAAGA